AUGGUUAUUAAAGUAUGGGCAAACGUUACUCCUUCGUUAUCAAAGCCGGUGUUAAAUUGUAUCGAUAAACAGGGUUUUAAGACUUUGACUCCUAUACAGGCGGCUGUGAUUCCGCUUAUAUUAUCAUGUAAAGAUGUUGUGGCUGAGGCGGUAACAGGAUCCGGUAAAACCUUAGCAUUUGUUGUUCCUAUGUUAGAGAUGUUAAUAAAACGAGAAAAAGAGUCCCCUUUGAGGAAAGAUUUUGUCUAUGCUGUUGUUAUUUCUCCUACUAGAGAACUGGCUACUCAGAUUCAUAAGGUAAUUCAACAAUUUCUAGAAGAACCAGAACUAAAGCACAUAACUUUAUCUUUACUUGUUGGAGGAAGGCCUAUAGAAGUUGAUGCAGAGAGCAUGCAGAAAGGUGCUCACAUAGUUGUGUGUACUCCAGGUAGAUUUCAAGAUUUAUUGGCCGAGAGAAAACAUCUUAAUUUACCAGGAAGGCUUAAAGAUUUGGAUUUUUUAGUACUAGAUGAAGCUGACCGCUUAUUAGAUUUGGGUUUUACUGAAACUCUCACAACCAUUCUGCAAUAUUUGCCUAGGCAGAGACGCACUGGACUAUUUUCUGCGACACAAACUAAGGAACUCCAAGAUUUAGUCAGAGCAGGCUUAAGAAACCCUGUUUUAAUUAGUGUUAAGGAAAAGUCAUCCAUUAGCACACCACUAGCAUUGGAAAAUUACUAUGUAAUUGUAGAACCACAACACAAAUUCCUAUUUUUACUUAAUUUUAUUAGAAAUCGUAAAAUCUUAAAAGGACUGUUCUUUCUACCAACUUGUGCAUGUGUGGAUUACUGGGCGGAUGUUUUACCGGUUUUUGUGCCUGAUUUAAAAAUAUUUUCAAUACAUGGCAAGAUGAAGCAUAAGCGGGGUAAAAUUUUAGAAAAGUUUAGAGCUGCUGAGAGCACUAUUUUACUGUGCACAGACUUGUUGGCAAGAGGUCUGGACAUUCCAGAAGUAGAGUGGGUGCUUCAAUGGGAGCCCCCCACUAGCCCUGCGGCCCUGGUGCACAGGGUUGGGAGGACGGCCCGCGGCGGGGCGGCAGGGUGCUCCCUACUCCCACUGCUGCCUACGGAAGACAGCUAUGUUCAGUUUAUAAAGGCCAACCAAAAAGUGGAGUUGAAGGACUGGAGGGAGUCCACUGAUGAUAUUAAGAUUAGUCAGAAGUUGAAGGAGAAGGUCCUAACAUUGCUUCACGACCAACAAAAAAAGGACAGAGCAGUGUUAGACAAAGGACAGAGAGCCUUUGUCUCUCACAUACGAGCAUAUUCCAAACACGAGUGCAAUAUACUGCUGCAGUUAAAAGAACUACCUUUAGGCCAUAUAGCUACCAGCUAUGGCCUAUUAAAACUCCCAAUCAUGCCAGAAAUUAAAGAAGAACAUAAAAAGCAAUUUGUUGGGCCAACAGAUAAAAUAGAUUUUAACAGUAUACCAUAUAAGAACAAACAGAAGGAAACUAGCAGGUUACAGAAGUUAGAAGAAUAUAAGAAGACUGGGAUGUGGCCGUCCAAGAAGAAAAAGAAAAUGGUCAAAACUCAACCGUGGGAGCAAGCAAGUAAGAAUAAGCUAGAGAAGAAAGAAAAAAGGAAGAAGAGAAAAGAGUUGAAACAGAAGCAUCAAGAAGUAGGUAAAAAGGGGAAGAAGCGAAAAGCGGUGACGCAAGAAGAGCUAGACGAGUUGGCAGCAGAUGUCGCGUUGAUAAAGAAAUUAAAAAAGAGGAAAAUCUCUAGUGAACAGUUUGAUCAAGCAUUUGAUGUAGAUAAA
Brenthis ino (lesser marbled fritillary) is the source of this 1797-nucleotide messenger RNA. The record is from the annotation of a GenBank genome assembly. NCBI's taxonomy places the organism in Eukaryota, Metazoa, Arthropoda, Insecta, Lepidoptera, Nymphalidae.